AUGGUUUUUGCGAGGAAUCAUAGCAAAGUUUUGGAUGCUACAUUGGAAGAAGAUGAACGUGAAAAUCACAGAAAUAGCAAGGGAAUGUCGUGGCCUAUGGCCGCCAUCUUUAUCGUUGGCGAUAUGAUGGGUGGAGGAAUGAUUGCAUUACCUAUUGCUUUAGUAAAUGCAGGUCUUCUACCUGGAAUUUUAACAAUCAUUUUGGCUGCGAUAUUUACUGGAUAUACAGGAGUUCAGCUUGGUGAUAAUUGGACAAUGAUGCAGAAACGAUGGCCGGAGUACAAGAGUUAUUGUCGAAGACCGUAUCCCGAGAUGGCCUAUCGUGCAAUGGGU
This is a messenger RNA of Strongylus vulgaris, 333 nucleotides long. NCBI's taxonomy places the organism in Eukaryota, Metazoa, Nematoda, Chromadorea, Rhabditida, Strongylidae. The record is from the annotation of a GenBank genome assembly.